This is a messenger RNA of Cynoglossus semilaevis (tongue sole), 808 nucleotides long. RefSeq names its product interleukin 12a (gene il12a). Gene Ontology annotation, cellular component: extracellular region. NCBI's taxonomy places the organism in Eukaryota, Metazoa, Chordata, Actinopteri, Pleuronectiformes, Cynoglossidae. The transcript has 7 exons. The record is from RefSeq and is a predicted model, not a curated record. Bases 158 to 808 code for a protein of 216 amino acids. Gene Ontology annotation, molecular function: growth factor activity; interleukin-12 receptor binding. Gene Ontology annotation, biological process: immune response.
UUUCAGCUGGAGAGGAGGAGAGGAGCAGGGGAGGACAGGAGGAGGAGGGAAUCCCCCCGAGAAUGCAUAUAAAUCAAUGAGGCUGGACAGUUGACACACACAGACAACACACACACAAACACAUCACAGACCUGCAGGUUGAACAGAGCUCCAGAGGAUGAACACACUUCGAUUGUACCCGUCAAGCAGUGCUCUGCUCCCGCUGCUGCUGCCGCUGCUGUUGCAGCUCCAACUCCUGACCCUCUGUCCCAGUGCUACCUCGGCGCUGCCACUGAGAGCAGGGGACAGCGGCUGUGCUCAGUGCUCUCUGCUCUUCAGGAAUCUGCUGCUCAACGUCACCGAUCUCCUCCAAAGUGACAACUUGUGUUUUGGAAUCACAUCUGAUAAAGCAGUGGUGAAGAGUCAGACGGAGACACUACUGACCUGUACCCCCCCACUGACACAGAACUCAAGCUGCAAUCUGCAGAGAAAUGUAUCCUUCAGUGAGAGGGACUGUCUGAGGAACAUCAUGAAGGACCUGCUCUACUAUGAAGCUGCCAUUAAAUCCUACAUCCACUCCCCUCUCAGAAGCCCUGAAGAGGAGGUGGCUCUUCUCAGCCCGACUCUGGGGGUAAUUGAGAGCCUGAAGAACUGCUCCCUGUUGAAGAGUGAGGAUAUCAAAUAUUCAGAGGACGUUGCUCAAAUGUGGGGUAGCGACACCUACACCAACAGACAGGAGAUGUGCAAGAUGAUGAGGGGCUUCUACGUACGAGCCAUCACCAUCAACCGAGCCAUGGGCUACAUCUCCUCAGGAGAGCACAGGAAGUGA